UCAAGAAUGUUGUAGAGAUCAAAUCUUUAAGCACAAAAAGUCUCAUGUCAUCAACAUCAUCAUCUUGUUCUUGUUCUCCUAUGGGUACUUCAAUGGGAAUGUUUUUUGCUGAUAUGAAUUCACUCUCUAUAAACACUCCAAAAAGUCUUGAUGAGGGUAAAGGGAGGAGGAGGGGUUCUUGGGAUUUUCAAUUCUUGAAUAAAGGGGGGUCUUUUUUUUCUUCUCAGAGUCUUGAUGAAGCCCAAAAUAGUGAAGAAAAUAAUGAGACUAUUGAUCUUAAUGCUUCUUGUUUCAAUGAAGAGAAUCCAAUUACAAUGCAUAGUACUUUUAUCAGUAAUAAUAAUAGUAGUAGUAGUGGUUGUGGUGGUAAUAAUGGCAAGGAAACAGAGAAUGGACAAUCAAAGCUUUGUGCUAGAGGUCAUUGGAGACCAGCUGAAGAUGCUAAGCUUAAAGAACUUGUUGCUAUUUAUGGCCCUCAGAAUUGGAACCUUAUUGCAGAAAAGUUAGAAGGAAGGUCAGGAAAAAGUUGUAGAUUGAGAUGGUUUAACCAGUUAGAUCCAAGAAUCAACAGAAGGGCAUUUAGUGAAGAGGAAGAGGAAAGAUUAAUGGCUGCUCAUAGAUUGUAUGGUAACAAAUGGGCAAUGAUAGCAAGACUAUUUCCAGGGAGAACAGACAAUGCAGUGAAGAACCAUUGGCAUGUAAUAAUGGCUAGAAAAUAUAGAGAACAAUCAAGUGCUUAUAGGAGGAGAAAAAUGGGACAAUUUGUUUACAGAAGAUCAACAACUACAGUAGUUGAAGAAGUAGAAAAUUCAAGUGGCCAAAAUUCUGUUAACCACUUUGCUGCCACUUGUAGUAUGAAAAUGAAUAAUGAUGGUCCAAAUGGUUGGGUUGUUUAUGGACCAAAUGGCUCACCCCACAUGGCUGCUUCUGCUGGAGAAGCAGCAGCAACUCCUAGUAGCACCAAUAAUGUGCCUCUCUAUUCUCCAUACUCACCAUUUUGUGCUCCCCCUUUUGACUCAUUACCUGCAGGUCAUUGUGGGAAUGAGAUGAUGAAUAUUCUAAACCAACAAGCAGGCAGAUCUUGGGAUAGGCAAAGUGAAAUUACUCAUCAACACCACCAACAUCCAUCUAAUUCAUUAAUGAUGAUGAAUAGUAUGCAACAAGAUCAAUCACAGUAUGUCUUGCAGUUUCCUUGUGUUACACAAAUUUCAUCAUCAUCAACAGAACAAGGACUAGUAAAAGAGGACAAAAGAAGCAACAACAACAGUGAUAAUACCACAAUUGCACCACCAACACCACCAUUUAUAGACUUUCUUGGAGUAGGAGCCAUUUGA
Messenger RNA from Solanum verrucosum, 1334 nucleotides. Its product is annotated as transcription factor MYB3R-3-like. Gene Ontology annotation, cellular component: nucleus. Gene Ontology annotation, molecular function: DNA-binding transcription factor activity, RNA polymerase II-specific; RNA polymerase II cis-regulatory region sequence-specific DNA binding. Gene Ontology annotation, biological process: regulation of DNA-templated transcription. Lineage: Eukaryota; Viridiplantae; Streptophyta; Magnoliopsida; Solanales; Solanaceae. The transcript is spliced from 3 exons. The record is from RefSeq and is a predicted model, not a curated record. The coding region runs from base 45 to 1334 and encodes 429 amino acids.